Salvia hispanica is the source of this 2187-nucleotide messenger RNA. The record is from RefSeq and is a predicted model, not a curated record. NCBI's taxonomy places the organism in Eukaryota, Viridiplantae, Streptophyta, Magnoliopsida, Lamiales, Lamiaceae.
AUGAUUUCUGAUAAAAGAAUAUCAAUCAAAUUUCUUUUUGUUGCUCUUUUCUUUGUCUUUAUUUCAGGAGCUGAUGCCUGCAUAGAGAGGGAGAGAGAAGCUCUUCUAAGCUUCAAGAAUGGCCUCAUCGAUGACGACGGUAUUCACUCGUCAUGGCAAACUGACGAAUGCUGCAAAUGGAAAGCAGUUGUGUGCAGCAACACCACUGGUCAUGUCAUCGCCCUCCAAAUUAUUGAUUAUAUAAAUUAUGAACCAUUGCUAGUCGAGGUUGGUCUUUCUUCCUUGCUUGAGUUGCAUCAUUUAAACUAUUUUGACCUUAGUUUUAUUGAUUUUGGAGGCAACCCAAUCCCAAAAUUCUUGGAAUCACUCCAAAUUCUGGACUUGGCUCAUAAUAAAUUCAAUGGAUCAUUGCCAGACCUGAGAGCAUUUUCUGCAUUGACAGAAGUGUACCUUGGGGGAAACAACUUCACAGGCUCCAUUCCUCUAAGUAUAGGCCAACUCUCUGAGCUUCAGGUUCUAGAUCUUUCUAUUAAUUCUUUGAAUGGCAUAGUCUCAGAAUCCCACUUCGACAAGCUCGACAAGUUGAAGAAACUAGACUUAUCCUUCAAUUCAUUAUUGAUCUUGCAUUUUGCUCCUAAUUGGAGUCCAACUUUUCAGUUGGAUGCUAUAUUGUUAGCUGGAUGCAAUGUGGGGUCAUCUUUCCCAAAAUGGAUUCAAACUCAGAGAAAUUUAGUAUUUCUUGAUCUCUCUAGAGCUAAUAUAGCAGAUGACGUGCCAACAUGGUUGUGGAGUGUGUCCUCUAUAUUAGACACCUUAUAUCUUUUUGACAAUCAAAUUACUGGUACGAUACCGAAUCUCUCGAACACUUUUAUCAGGAACAUAGAUCUUAGUAACAAUAGUAUCUCAGGUCCGAUUCCAUCAUUUCAUGCCAAUAGUGAAACUAUUCAGUUAAGUGAAAAUAUGUUCUCCGGUUCAAUUUCAUCUAUUUGCAAAACUCACCAUAGUAAGCUUUGUUUGCUCGACCUCUCUAAUAAUCAGUUGGCAGGAGAGAUUCCCAACUGUUGGGAGAAAAUGCCAACCUUAUAUUCUCUCAAUUUGGCUAACAACCAUUUUUGGGGUGAAAUUCCUCGCUCUUUAGGGUCUGUAUCAGGCCUCGGUGCACUGCAGUUGCGUGGUAAUAGUCUAUCGGGAGAGUUUCCUUCCACUUUGAGAAGUUGCAAAGAAUUGCUCUUAGUUGAUGUUGCAGAAAAUGAGUUAACAGGGGAUAUCCCGACUUGGUUUGGUGAAUUGUAUAAAAUAGAAAAUCUAAACCUUGGCAAAAACAAAUUGCAUGGUAGUAUUCCUGUUGAGAUAUGCAAUCUUACAAGUAUUCGAAUUUUGGACUUGUCCAAAAACAACUUGGAUGGGAAUAUACCUGAUUGCUUCAACAAUUUUACUUCUCUGGCCCAAAAGAAUAUACCAACUAAUUCGAUUUCUCCAAAUUACUAUACCACUUCCUAUUAUAAUGGUAAUGUGAUUAUUAUUGUAACACACUACGAGUUUUCGUCAAUUCAAUGGAAGGGUCAAGAAUCGGAAUACAGGAAAAAUCUCCAACUUCUCAAACUCAUUGAUUUUCCAAGCAAUAGAUUGAGUGGAAACAUUCCCCGUUCAUUUUCCAAUAUGAAGGGAUUGAUUUCCUUGAACUUAUCAUCGAAUAGUUUCACGGGAAAUAUAAUUCCAGAUAUUGGUGAAAUGGAGAUGUUAGAAUGUCUUGAUCUAUCGGACAAUCAAUUGUCUGGGGAAAUACCCACGAGCUUGGCACAAUUACAAUACUUGAGUGUUCUUAAUGUGUCGAACAAUAGUUUAACUGGAAAAAUUCCCACGAGUACUCAACUUCAGAGCUUCAAUGCAUCUGCAUAUGCUGAGAAUGAUGGACUUUGUGGGGCCCCUCUCGCGCUGUGUAACGAAGAUGUCUUGAAGCCACCCACCACUAAUCCAGGGGGAAACGCGGAUGAGAAAGGCAUCAGCCUCUCUUUUAUGCAAGAAGUUGGCAUAUCAAUGGGCUUUGGUUUUAUAUUUGGAUUUUGGGGAGUUGUUGGUACUUUCGUACUGAAGAAAUCAUGGAGAAUUGCAUUCUUCAACGAAGAUGUUGGAGAUUGGUUCUAUGUGAGGACUGCUAUAUUUGUGUCCAAAUUGAGAAGAGGCUGA